AUGUCUUCAUCUGUACCCUUGACGUUGUUUCCUUCUGCCCAGCAGCCUCAACCUCGCAAGUCGAGCUUGAAGAAACCCAGGACGUAUACGCCUCCCUCAGUAGCUUCCAACGAGCUGAGAGGUGUCGCGGUGCGAGUCAACACUACAUCGACAACGCCCAAGCUCGUCGUUCAGCCGGCUACCGAUCAAUUCAAGCAUUCGCUGUUCUGCGAGCCAUCAUCUAAUGGACAGCUAGCCGCUGCACGGGACUUUUCCAGGAAGACUCGAAGGAGGUCGUGUGAUGGUGGCAGCAUCAAUUCGGCAAGCCCACUCAUCGACAUGACCACGCCGGUGUCUGCGUCCGAGGGCAGUACUGCAGGUCUGCCUGUCAGCUCGAGCGCGAGCCAGACCGAACCGACAAAAGGGCAGCUGCAGCGUUCACACAUACCGGCCAGCAUAUCCACCCCGCCACAACCCGGUCCAGACACGCUUGUGAGCCCAGGCGGCGACACAGUCUCUCCUCUACCCGACAGACUUCUAUUCUCGAACACGUCGCCCAGACAGGCCGAGUUCCCGGCGACCAAGAAGUCAAGGGCUGGAAGCCCAACACCAACACUAGUCCGCAGCAACAGCACAUCAAGCACUGCGGUACCACCGUACAGCCCGCCUGCCGCAAGGUCGAUUUUCCCACAGUACGAUCCAACAAGGCCUCUGCAGGAGCAAGACUACUAUCCGAGCGCGCGCGCGCCGACCCCGACAUUGGCUCCGACGUUGGCAUAUGAGAGCGCCAGCAAGCUCGAACACCAAGUCCAGAAAGCCCAGACGCUACGCCGGUUGGACUCCGGGGUCGCACUGGUCGAAGGCUAUCAACACAUUCCUUCCGCCAAUACCCACGAUCUAUGCGCCAUCUGGAACGCUUCGCACUGCAACUUCCCGGUUGAUGGCCGCAAGGUGCAGCUUGGGCUGCUGCAACCGCUCAACAGAGGUACUACCCUCGCCAUCGGGACGACCAACGGCGAAGUGCUGUACUCAAUGAACAAGGACACAGCACCAGCGACGGCGACAGCGACAGGGAAAGGCUCGAAGUCGUUCAAGCAGCUUUUCAUUGGCAGACACAACCCUCAGUAUCGUGAUGCGCCGCCUUCCCCGGUCGCACAGCUGGGUUUGCCCGAUGCUGUCAAGCCAAGCAAGGAGCGGGAGAACGAUGUGGUCACCAUCUUCCCGCAGAUAGCGGCGGUAAAGGCCAUCGAGACGGUAGCAAACUCACCGGUAGCUGCAGAGAUCGCCACCUUCGACCCUUCGGCUACAUCUCCUGAAGCUGCACGGCUCGCACAGGAUGCUGUAUCAGAGGCGCACCGGCGAUAUCGAUGCGAGCUCGUCCGAGCCACCAGGAAACGCGACAGUCUCGGCGCCGUCACCGCGUCCUACAAGCUGGAACACCCUCUCCUCUCGUCCUUCGCCAUCACCAUCACCAAGUCCACCGCUGGCCGCCACUCCCGCGACCCGCGAGCGAAGAUCAGCCUGCACCACCCUUCCGCCACCCCAGCAGCCGUGGAAGCAGAAACGCUUGUUCUAGCCUUCCUCGACUUCGCCCACGAUGCCUGCGUGCUCGACGUACCCGGUCUUCUCUCCUUGGAAGGCGACUACAUCAUCGACACAGUCGUCUGCGCCCUCCUCGCCGUCGCGGUCAUCGAGAACGACGCGCUGAUGCAGGAAACACUCACCUUCGACGCUCCACCAACGAAGGCUUUGCCAAUACCGAAGCAGAAGUCGCGCAGCACGUCGAGCACUUCCAUCGACACGACGAAGGGCAAGAAGCUCUCACGCAAGGAGAAGAAGCGGCUAAAGAAGGGCGAGAUGGGGGAGCAAGUUGAUCUACCGAUGGUGACGCAGGGAGCGUUGGCGCUGUUGAGCUUUUCGUUCAAGACGACGGUGUUCUUGCUCGAGGCGGGGGUGAAGGUGACGGCGGGGUUGGUGAUUGGGGUUAGUCAUUUGGCUAGUAAGGGGAGUAAUAAGUGA
This is a messenger RNA of Saxophila tyrrhenica, 1998 nucleotides long. RefSeq lists its product as uncharacterized. Bases 1 to 1998 code for a protein of 665 amino acids. NCBI's taxonomy places the organism in Eukaryota, Fungi, Ascomycota, Dothideomycetes, Mycosphaerellales, Extremaceae. The transcript has a single exon. The record is from RefSeq and is a predicted model, not a curated record.